Messenger RNA from Drosophila innubila, 638 nucleotides. It is a transcript of the gene His4r, whose product is annotated as histone H4. Gene Ontology annotation, biological process: nucleosome assembly. Gene Ontology annotation, molecular function: DNA binding; protein heterodimerization activity; structural constituent of chromatin. The transcript has 3 exons. Gene Ontology annotation, cellular component: nucleosome. Lineage: Eukaryota; Metazoa; Arthropoda; Insecta; Diptera; Drosophilidae. The record is from RefSeq and is a predicted model, not a curated record. The coding region runs from base 38 to 349 and encodes 103 amino acids.
AAAAAUCUUGGAAAAGCUUCAAACUUAAUAUCUAAAGAUGACUGGACGCGGAAAGGGAGGAAAAGGAUUGGGAAAAGGUGGCGCCAAGCGUCAUCGUAAGGUGUUGCGCGAUAACAUCCAGGGUAUUACCAAGCCGGCCAUUCGCCGUCUGGCCCGUCGUGGUGGCGUCAAACGUAUCUCUGGUUUGAUCUAUGAGGAAACCCGUGGCGUGCUUAAGGUAUUCUUGGAAAACGUCAUUCGUGAUGCUGUCACUUACACUGAGCACGCCAAGCGUAAGACCGUCACUGCUAUGGACGUGGUAUACGCCUUGAAGCGUCAAGGACGCACUCUAUACGGUUUUGGCGGUUAAAUCGUUAAUAUUGAAAGUAUGACUGUCGCACGAUUGGACUUAAUCGGUAUACUUAUAACGCAACAUAUUUAAUCUUCGAUCUAUUUAAUCUUGAAUACUUGAGCAAAUCUAUGCAGUAGCAAUUACAAUAUGUAUUGACAACAAAAUAUUCCAAUAUACUAUUAUAAACAUAUAAAUGCAUUACGUAUGACACUUGCAACUUUCUUGUAUGUAGAAUGUAUUUGCACUUUGCAUUAAAAGAUCUACAGACACUACAAAUCAAAAUGCCAAUAAAUCAUAUGUAAAAGGC